This is a messenger RNA of Hydra vulgaris (swiftwater hydra), 5010 nucleotides long. RefSeq lists its product as uncharacterized. The record is from RefSeq and is a predicted model, not a curated record. Lineage: Eukaryota; Metazoa; Cnidaria; Hydrozoa; Anthoathecata; Hydridae. Gene Ontology annotation, cellular component: kinesin complex. Gene Ontology annotation, molecular function: protein binding.
CUUAGAUAAAAUUUCAAGUUUUUCACUUGUUAUCAAAAGAAAGUUGAAUUAAACCAGUAUGCUUGCUUUUUACUAUAAACAGAUUGCUAGUUUUAAUUAGCUACAAACGAAUAACAAAUAUGUAUAUUUUGGGACUACUCUAAGAAGUUUGCAUACCAGUUUACGUCUGUCGUAAAUUAUUGUGGUAUUGUUUGUCAUCUCGGCACAUUUGAGAUAAUGAGACAUUACUUACUUAAUCUAAGAAAUUAUUUUUUACCUAGAAACAUAUAAAAAAUAAUAAACAUGCAAUCUCAGUGGUAAUAUACCCUCACAAUACUUACGAAGGGCCGAGUUAUUACAGGAAAAUUUUGCUGUACUCAAUACCGCUUUACUAAUGAUAAUAGACAAAAGUGGUUUGCAAGUAACAUCAAUAACCACCCAACCAAUUCCUUUAACUAAUGCAAGACAAACUAUGGCAGAUGAUACGUCCUGCGGCAUAGUUGUUGCUGAUGAAUUUAUAAAAAGAAUAACCGAUAGCAGCCUUAGCAUAUCAUCACCUUAUUCGCAAGAUGCAGAACAGUUACGCUUAUCUAAGUUACCUUUACUACAGGAGAAACUUGGAAAAGAAGAUUGUGUUUAUCAGCUUUUUAAAGAACCAGUAAAAUUUAAAGAAACUGACUUAGAUGCCGUAUUUAUUCCCUUACAAGUAGAAGACGGUCUUGUGUUAAUAAUAGAGCAAAUACGAGAAAAAGUAGAAAAGAUAGUAAGUUCAAAAGAUAUAAGUGUCACAGAUAAAAUUGAUCAAUUAAAGGAAAUAGAGGAAAAACACUAUAAACCAUUUAUCAAACAACUAGCUUAUAAGAAAACUCAAAAAGAACUAAAGGAUUUAGUAACAGUCCUGACAGAUUUAGGGUAUUUAACUACAAAGUUAGGAGGGUUAACCGGCGAACUAAAAUAUUACACUGAUGCUGCAGUGUUCUACCAAUAUGUUAUCACUAUACUGGAUGAAAAAGAUGGAGCAUUUGGAAAAAUUUUAAACAAGGAAGAGACAAAUCAUUUUAUCAAAUAUGAACUAUCAUAUCUGUAUGAAAAAUUAGCUCACAUACAACAGCUAAUAUUUUCUGCUAUUGGUGGGAGUCAGUUAAUAAUAAAAAUAAUAUCCAUUAUAAACGUUAAAGUCGAGUCAGACAAUAAUAAAAAUAUAUUAUCAAUAAUACGAGAAGAAACCAAGGACAGGCUACAGGAAAUAGAAGACUAUUGUCAACAAAUAACUAAUGCCGAAGAGGGAAAACAGUACAAUCAGGAAUUAUAUGUAGAAAAAUCAAAAGAGUUGUUUGAAUCAAUAGCUGAUAAAAUGCAAGGAUUUCUAGCAAAACUAUAUAAGGAUAGUGAAAAAGAAAUGUUUAUACAGACACCUUGUAAAUACGCAGUAAUAGCUUUGGGAUCAAUGGCGAUUAAGCAAAUGACACCAUAUUCAGAUUUAGAGUUUGGUAUCCUUACCGAAAAUGCAGAUUACAAACAAAGCGAUAAUCCUAAUAUUAAAAAUUAUUUCAAAAACCUCAGCCAUUUGGUGAAUUUUAAGGUAAUCAAUUUAGGAGAAAGCAUAAUUCCAACGAGUAGAUAUGGUUUAGAUAUGAGCCACUUAGUACAAAGGGCAGUAAGUUUAGAUACAGGAGGAAAAACUCCACUAGGCAGUAAUAACAAUGGUAAAAUAUAUGAUUUAGUACAAACAGUAGAUGGGAUGAUAGCUUAUGUGCGUAAUGAGCUAAAUCAGGUAAGUCAUAUAGAUAAAAAUCUGCCAUAUAUAUUAGAAAAAGUUUGUCAUGUACAUGGUGAUAAACAAAUAGUACGAGAUUAUCAAAAUAAAGUAAAGGAGUUUUUAAACAGAAAUGAAGAUUAUUCACAAGAUAGAUUAAAUCGUGAGAUAAGAGCCUUAAAGUUACUAACGGAAGAUGUAGUAGAAGUUGAUUACCAAAAUUCACAAAUAUUUGGGUCUAAAUAUAAAGAAAAUAUGUUUAAAGGUGAUUUACAUAAAUUACAACCUAACUUAGCGAUGACAGAGGGCAGAUUGUUUAACGUUAAGCAGAGCAUUUACCGAUUACCUGAUCGUAUGGUAUAUAAUCUUGGAUUGUAUUAUGGUAUUGAAGGAGAUAGUGCUUGGGAUACAGUAAAUAAAUUAAGAUAUCAAGGAAUAAUCAGUAAACAAUCAGCACUUAAUCUAAAAAAUGCUAUAACUUUUGCCUUUAUCAUUAGAUUAAAGACUUAUGCUCACUAUAAGUCACAGAAGGAGGAUGUAUCAAUAUUUUCUAGACCAGCUGAAACUGAAUCUGAACUCAAAAAACAAGUUAAACAGGUAUUCCAUUUAUCUGAGGAAGAUUUAGGAGAACAAGGUAGGUUGUUUCAAUAUUUUUAUACUGCUCUCGCAUUGCAUGGAAAAAUAAAGAAAUUUUGUCACCAAUAUCAAAGAUUAAGUAAAGAAAACAGGCAAACUUUUUUUAAGAAAAGUAACUUUUACAAGGAUAAUGUAACUAAUAAAGGUUUUAUCCAUUAUAGAUUAGCGCAAUAUAAAAAAGCUCAAAGUUAUUUUGAGAAAGCGUUAGAUGAUCCACAUAAUAAAGAUAAUUUGAAAAUAAGACACAUUUUGGGAAAAAUAUAUAUAAGUUUUGGCAAAAACAAACAAGCUAAAGAGCAAUUCAAGCAUUGUUUAAAUGUUUAUAAACGUAUUUACCAAGAUAAACCUCACCCGGGUGUUGCUGCUUCUUUAAAUAAUCUAGGAGAAGUGUAUAGAAAUAAAGGACAAUAUGAUAAGGCGAUUAAGUACUAUAAUGGAAGCCUAAUGAUGAACAAACUCAUCUACCCUGAUCAAAUUCAUCCGUCUGUUGCUGAUUCUUUAAACAAUCUAGGAGAAGUGUAUAGAAAUAAAGGACAGUAUGAUGAGGCAAUUAAGUACAUUGAGGAGAGCCUAAAGAUAAAAAAACUCAUCUACAAAGAUGAACUUCAUCCGGAUGUUGCUGCUUCUGUCAAUAAUCUAGGGUUAGCUUGGUCUGAUAAGGGACAAUAUGAUGAGGCGAUUAAGUACUAUAAGAUGAGCCUAAAGAUAGACAUUUUCUUCUAUCAAGAUAAACCUCAUCCGGAUAUUUCUGGUUCCUUCAAUAAUCUAGGGAACGCUUAUUCAGCUAAGGGAAAAUAUGCUAAGGCAAUUAAGUGCUAUGAAGAGAGUCUAAAGAUGAGAAAACUUAUCUACCAAAAUGAACCUCAUCCGGAUAUUGCUGCUUCUUUCAAUAAUCUAGGGAACGCUUAUUUCGAUAAGGGACAAUAUGAUCUGGCAAUUAUGUACUAUGAGAAGAGCCUAACGAUGAAAAAACUUAUCUACCUAGAUAAACCUCAUCCGGAUGUUGCUGCUUCUUUAAAUAAUCUAGGGAACGCUUAUUCCAAUAAGGGACAAUAUGAUCAGGCAAUUAAGUACUAUAAUGAGAGCCUAAAUAUGAGCAAAGUCAUAUACCAAGAUAUACUUCAUCCGGAUGUUGCUGCUUCUUUAAAUAAUCUAGCGAACGUUUAUUGCGAUAAGGGACAAUAUGAUCUGGCAACUAUGUACUAUGAGAAGAGUCUAAUGAUGAAAAAACUCAUCUACCGAGGUAAACCUCAUCCAGAUGUUGCUGCUUCUUUAAAUAAUCUGGGAGAACUUUAUAGAAACAAAAGACAAUAUGAUGAGGCGAUUAAGAACCAUGAGGAGAGCCUAACGAUGAAAAAACUUAUCUACAAAGAUGAACUUCAUCCGGAUGUUGCUACCUCUUUAAAUAAUUUAGGAGAAGUGUAUAAAAAUAAAGGACAAUAUGAUGAGGCGAUUAAGUACUAUAGUGAGAACCUAAAGAUGAACAAACUCAUCUACCAUGAUCAAACCCAUCCGUCUGUUGCUGCUUCUUUCAACAAUCUAGGAGAAGUGUAUAGAAAUAAAGGACAAUAUGAUGAGGCGAUUAAGUGCUAUAAUAAAAGCCUAGGGAUAAACAAAUGCAUUUACCAUAAUUAUCAUCCAUCUGUUGCUGCUUCUCUCAAUAAUCUAGGGAACGUUUAUUCCAUUAAGGGACAAUAUGAUCAGUCGAUUGAGUACUAUAAGGUGAGCCUUGAGAUCAACAAAAUCCUCUACAAAGAUGAAUCUCAUCCGGAUGUUGCUGGUUCUUUAAAUAAUCUAGGGUUAGCCUAUGCUGCUAAAGGAGAAUAUAAGGUUGCCCUUGACUAUAGUAGUGAGGCUUUAAAUACACUAUUGGUUUUCCCGAACCAUCCUUAUCAAAACAUAAUACAAAAUUUUGUUUUGGAACUAGAGGGUAAUUUAUCUACAACCAUGUCUGUCACUAAUGAUAAUAUUUUUGCGGAUGUUUAUCUGUUAGGGGAUGAUUCAUCUGCAACAAAUCAGAACUUACCACCAGAUCUACAAAUAACAUGAUUAUUUCCGGUGAAGAACAGAAAAGAGUCUCUCACUUUUUAUACUUAAACCGAGUUUGAUGUAACAAGGAAUGGAAGAGCUAUAUCUUUUAUUUGAAUCAUACCUACUUUUCUACCAUUUACAAAAGAUGCAACAGAACGUCAAAAAAUUUUAUGAUAAAAUUUACUAUAUGAGUGAAGAUAUGGAAAAUCGUAUGAAAGGGCAACUGUUACAGCAAUUUGCCAAACGCACUUCAUGCCCUAAAUAUUGGGCUAAUCAACUCAGAUUAAUUUUUUCGAGUUUUGCAUUACAUUAGUAAAAUAUACACGUAAUAUAUUUUUACAUCAGUUUUAAAGUUUUCUAGAACUGUACCAGAUUGAAAGGAAAGAAUAAAGAUUUAAUGUAAAGAGAUUACUAUAAUAUAAAGGACUGAUUUUACAACAUUUAUGCUAAUAUUAUCAAAACCUGGCUGAAUAUUUAUUCCAUUAUUAUUUUUAGCAAUAAUUUCUUUAAUUACGCUUCACGCCGAUGUGGCAUUUCCGUUAACUUUUUCAUCAGCUUAGACUCGUAAAAUUUUUUUGAGGGUUUUUUCAAAUAUAUUUUUUAUAAAA